Messenger RNA from Moneuplotes crassus, 726 nucleotides. NCBI's taxonomy places the organism in Eukaryota, Ciliophora, Spirotrichea, Euplotida, Euplotidae. The record is from the annotation of a GenBank genome assembly.
CAUAAAUUACCCACUUUAGAACACGAAAUAAUGGAUGUUUUCAGCAACUUCAGGCACAAGCACACCAAGUUUUGCAAGCACGGGGCAGAUUCUUCAUGUCUCUUGCAUUGUGUGAAGGGCUUCACCUCCAAUUUUCUGAAAGGAUACUGCCUCAGAUCAGGGCUUUUGCUGCUGUUUACUAUACUGAAAAAGAGAGAUCUCAGGCUUAUUCUGAAAGCUCUCUUCUCCAAAACAGCUUUCUCUUUUGGCCUAUUCGCAUCGAGCAUUACUUUCAUAUACAGAGCAGUGCUCUGUCUUCUAAGAGGAUUAAGGAAAAAGGAUGAUAAGUAUAACUCAUUAAUAGCCGGGCUGCUGAGCUCCAUCACUGUCGUGAUGGAGCAAAACUCAGCUAUCCGAAAGCUAAUAUGCUAUUACUUCUUCGCAAACGCCAUAGAUUCCUUCUUAUCAACUCUUGAAAGCAAUGGAAUUGCUCCCAAGCCUAAAGACUGGGGUCUUUACAGCUACUCAGCAAUGAUCACUUUCUUCAUCAUGAAUUAUGCCCUGAACCCAGACAUCAUAGGCAAGAAAGUUUUCAAUUUGUUCACAAAGAUUGCUUUCUUUACUUCAAAUGAAAAGAUAGUAUUGCUGGAGAUCUUCCCAAAGAGAGAUUUCUUACUUAAUGAAAACUCAGUUACAUUAUUUGGAAAUUAACUCGUGAAGAUGGGCAAACCAUUUCAAUAAGUUUCA